Messenger RNA from Enterobius vermicularis (human pinworm), 1119 nucleotides. NCBI's taxonomy places the organism in Eukaryota, Metazoa, Nematoda, Chromadorea, Rhabditida, Oxyuridae. The record is from the annotation of a GenBank genome assembly.
AUGCUUUGCUUAACUUUUUCUUGGCCUGAUACGCCGCCCCUUCUGAAGGACUUGUACAAUAUAUUGGACCGACUUGGCAAACACAAUGGUGGACAACCUGACCUUAAACUUUUUUCGCCCAGAUUCGCCCCAGUUAUCCCUGAUGAUUCGAAUACAAGGAUAGCCUAUUCCUACAUCAGCCUUUUAAUGUUUAGAAGAUUUUUGUCGCCAAACAUUCUACCCCUGUACGAGGAUGACCAACAGCAAACUAACCUGACUUUACCACAAUUACUUAAACUUUUUGGAGUGCCAGAAAAUGAAAGAAGUGCAGUUUUAGAAUUAAUUAUGCAAGUUUCUGGGGCAGAAAAAGUCAUAACUGACACCCUUAAACGGAUGAAUAACUAUACGAAAGCCAGUGAUGCUGAACGUUUACAACUAGCAAAGCGAAUGAGUGAACUAAACAGAAAGUUGAGCAACAGUUUCACAUUAAAACAAAAAGCCGAUAUUGACCAGAGGAAGUAUACUUUUUUAAGCAAAAAGCAAAUGAUUACAGUUUUUGGCGAAGAAGGUCCUUACAACAUAUCCAGUCUACCGUUUGAUGUUGAUGAGUAUGAUAAGUGGACUUUUGUGGAGAAAAAAAAAGCCUUGUUUAAUACGAUAAGGACUAUGGCGGAAUGGAAUAAACCAGAAGCAGAAAAGACGACAAGAAAAAAACGACAGAUUACAUUAGCACCAUUUAUGUUUUCCCCUCCGCUGUUUCGGCUUGUCAUUCUCAAUCCAGUGACCCUGUCGCCAAAUAUUUUUUCACCAAAUAUUUUCGCUCCACUUUUGUUAACUCCACUAAUCUUGGCCCCACAGGCUGGAAGUCCUCGGGUAUUCUCGCCAUACUUGUUGAGUCCAUUCAUAUUAUCACCGCAGGCGAUUAGUCCCAAUGUUUUUUCACCUUAUGUUUUGUCUCCAAACAUUCUGAGUCCAGUGGUUUUGACUCCAAUAGUGUUCAGCCCUCCAGUAUUGAGUCCGAAUAUACUGAAUCCAACACUUCUUAGUGGUCCUAUAUUCAGCCCUUUGGUUCUCUCUCCAAGUAUUCAAUCAAGAGCAAUUUGGGGUAUCAGUUUAUUCUCGCCUAGUGCUUUUUCUUGA